This is a messenger RNA of Ilex paraguariensis (yerba mate), 1733 nucleotides long. Lineage: Eukaryota; Viridiplantae; Streptophyta; Magnoliopsida; Aquifoliales; Aquifoliaceae. The record is from the annotation of a GenBank genome assembly.
AUGAGGGGAUUUGCGAGGCAUGAACGUCGAUGGGCGUCGGACACCGUCCCCGACGGCGAGACCAAUGUAAGCGGCGGAUCCUCGCCGGGAACUGAUUCCGGCAUCUCUGCCGCAACGGCGGAGGAGUUCGUCGAGGUCACUCUCGAUCUGCAAGACGAUGACACUAUCAUUCUACGUAGUGUUGAACCUGCAACUUUAAUCAACGUCGACCAAGAGGUAUCUGUGGGAGGUACUGAAACUCCGGCGUCAGCAUCUCGCUCUCCAACGAUUCGGCGGAGCUCAUCGAAUCGGCUUCUACAGUUUUCUCAAGAAUUAAAAGCCGAAGCAGUGGCAAAAGCGAAGCAAUUUUCACAAGAGCUUAAAGCGGAGCUACGGAGAUUUCCGUGGAGUCAUGGACAUGCAUCACGUGCGCUUUCUUCGUCUUCGGCGUUGCAAAACGUCGUCGUCGUUGGAGGAAGUAGUGGUUUGGACUCUGCUCUGGCUGCUCGAGCAAUGCGUCGGCAACGAGCUCAGCUGGAUCGAACUCGUUCCGGUGCUCGGAAAGCUCUUCAAGGACUCAAAUUCAUCAGCAAUAGUAAAACUAGCAGUGUCGAUGCGUGGAACGAAGUUCAGGACAAUUUCAACAAACUUUCUAAGAACAAUUGUCUCUAUCGCGCUGAUUUCGCACAAUGCAUAGGAAUGAGAGAUUCCAAGGAAUUUGCGUUGGAAUUGUUUGACGCUCUGAGUAGAAGACGAAGAUUGCAGGUCGACAAGAUCAGCAGAGAUGAGCUGUAUGAAUACUGGUCCCAGAUCACCGAUCAGAGCUUUGAUUCUCGACUCCAGAUCUUCUUCGAUAUGGUGGAUAAGAAUGAAGACGGCCGAAUCACAGAAGAGGAGGUUAAAGAGAUUAUAAUGUUAAGUGCUUCUGCAAAUAAGUUAUCAAGAUUAAAGGAACAAGCGGAGGAAUAUGCAGCUUUGAUCAUGGAAGAGUUGGAUCCCGAAAGGCUUGGCUACAUUGAGUUAUGGCAGCUGGAAACACUACUGCUACAGAAGGACACGUAUGUUAACUACAGUCAAGCUCUAAGCUACACAAGCCAGGCUCUAAGCCAAAACCUAGCUGGCUUAAGAAAGAGAAGCCCAAUACGAAGAAUGAGCACAAAAUUGCUUUACUAUUUGGAAGAAAACUGGAAGAGACUUUGGGUUGUAAGCUUAUGGAUUUUGAUAAUGGCUGGGCUGUUUACUUGGAAAUUUUAUCAGUACAAACAGAAAAAUGCUUUCCAGGUCAUGGGUUACUGUCUCCCCACGGCUAAAGGUGCAGCUGAAACUCUGAAAUUCAACAUGGCUCUCAUAUUAUUGCCAGUGUGCAGGAACACCAUUACUUGGCUGAGGUCCACCAAGUUUGGUUGUUUUGUACCCUUUGACGACAAUAUCAACUUUCACAAGAUUGACAUGAGCCCCAUGAAUGACCCAACCCUUUCCUUUCACAUCUUUCUCCAAUUGGCUCUCCCUCCGAGUUUCCCAGUUAAAAAGACAAUUGCUGCUGCCAUUGUUAUAGGCAUCAUACUCCACGCUGGGAAUCACCUUGCCUGCGAUUUCCCAAGGCUUAUAAAUGCAUCUGCAUCAGACUAUGAUCAGGACCUGAAAAAUGAUUUUGGUCACCAUAAACCCACGUACUUAGACCUUGUUCGAGGAAUUGAGGGCGUGACUGGAAUUCUAAUGGUGAUCUUCAUGGCUGUUGCUUUCACACUCGCAAC